Molecule: messenger RNA, 1353 nt
Organism: Suillus clintonianus
Lineage: Eukaryota; Fungi; Basidiomycota; Agaricomycetes; Boletales; Suillaceae
Product: NADP-dependent oxidoreductase domain-containing protein
Exons: 12
Coding region: 77-1204 (375 amino acids)
Cellular component (GO): cytosol
Molecular function (GO): aldose reductase (NADPH) activity
Source: RefSeq, a predicted model, not a curated record
ACGCACUGCGGCCGCCUUUCCGUUCCGCUUAUCAGGCGUGAACUCCUGAUGCCUGAGCCGUGCUUCCCGUCAAACCAUGUCGUUCUCACAGGGAUAUCAACAGCUCCCCAUUGUCGACAAGGAUGGUGGAGAUCAGGAAUCUUUGCAACGCAAGGACCCUCGCAAAAGGAGAUUUCCUCUCCUCCGAGUCGUCGCUAUCAUCAUAAUUAUGUGCGCUACCCUCCCUUGUGUCCGUAUGAUGAGGUCCAGGGGAUUCUGGGCUACUUGCCAUGGUCCACAGCGCAACUCUUCGACGUUGGCAAAACUGCCUUCUCACUACACUUUGCCAUCUGGUGACAAUAUUCCAUCAGUUGCGUUGGGGGUAUGGCAGGCCAGCAAGGGCGAAGUUGGUAAUGCUGUAAAGACCGCUUUGACGGCCGGGUAUAGACACAUCGAUGGAGCCUGGAUUUAUCGUAACGAAGAGGAAGUCGGACAAGCUCUUAAGCAAAGUUCCGUACCUCGUGAAGAGCUCUGGCUCACGUCAAAGCUUUGGAACAAUUUCCACGCACCUGAGGACAUCGAGACUGUUCUGGACCAAUCACUUUCCAUGCUUGGCACCGACUAUCUCGACUUGUACUUGAUCCACUGGCCUAUCGCAUUCAAGAAGGAGGGCAAUAAUAUAAUGGACGAGGAUCUUACUGCCGAUCCAUAUCCUACUUGGCAGAAGCUCGAAGAGCUUGUCGACAAGGGUAAAAUCAGGAACAUUGGUAUUAGCAACUUCAACAUCAGAAGGAUCCAGAAUUUGACCGCGAACAAGCUGAAGUACCAGCCAGCUGUCAAUCAAGUCGAGCUUAGCUUUUGGAACCCUCAACCCGAAUUAUUGAAGUGGUCGAAGGAGAACGGACUUCUUCUCGAGGCGUACUCUCCCCUUGGUAGCAACCAGCAAGUCGGAAAGUCCCUCUCUGUCCCUGAGGUAAAGGAUAUCGCAUGCAACCUUGGGAUCACCCCUGCUCAGGUUAUUAUCUCAUGGAGCGUCCAGCGCGGUACGAUCGUCCUGCCAAAGAGCGUAACGCCUUCUCGCAUCGUAGAGAACCUUGAAGUAUUUGAAAUCCCACAAGAAGACUUUGACAUGUUGGAGAAAGCGGCGGCUUCGCACCCUCCGCAGAGGGUAGUCAACCCGAGCAUGGGUUGGAAGUUGCCUUUCGAUGUGUUCGAUGGGCAGUGAAAUAUACGUGGGCUGGGAGAAUGCAAUUUGUGCUGUUGUAGUAAUACCUCUAACUUCAAGUUGUUUGGCAAUAGCCCAAUCAAUAAGCUUCCAGAAAUGUUUAUCACUACCCACUAGCACUGCUGGAAUGCGAAAAUAGUGCGAGGGAA